UGUUGAGACAGAGAUAAAAAACUGCGGACGCCACCGUCAUCAUGAUUCGGACUACAGAAACUAGGACGUGACCCCUUACCGCUGCCCUCAUUUUUUCUGACUAGUUUAAUCCAACCGGUUCCCUGUUUACCGUCCGCACAGGGUCGCGGUUCCUCUGGGUUAUUUGGGUUUUUUGGUUUGCGCGCACCUGUUCGAGAUGUGGAGACCCGAGCUCGUGCUGCUGCUGCUCUGCUGUGGCGGCUUGUCUCGCGGAGACGCUCCCGCCAGCACAGCAACGCUAGAUUUCGGGCUCGUGCCCGCCGGAAUGUAUGAAACGGUAGCGUAUUAUGAACCGGGACCGAUCGGACUCUUAUUUAACAUGAUGCGCGCCUAUCUGCAUGUGGUUCAACCCAACCCAUUCCCUGAAGAUCUCAUCAUCGAUGUAGCAAAGGACAGGUUUGAAGCCAUCAAGUCUGACUACCAGAAGCCAGAGAACAUUGUUAUGACAUUACAGGUGAUUUACUACGAGCUGGGCUUUGUGGUGUGUGCCGUCAUUGGGCUCCUGUUCUUUGUGCUCAUGCCCCUGGUUGGCCUGCUCUUCUGUAUGUGCCGCUGCUGUGAUAACUGUGGAGGAGAGAUGCACCAGAGACAAAGGAAGAACGCUGACUGUCAGAGAGGGUUGCUCACCACACUUCUACUAACUACUACCUUCAUCAUCACUGCCGGGGUGCUGUGUGCAUAUGCUGCCAAUCAAAACCUGAGUUCUCAGCUGAAGGGCAUGAGGAGGCUGGUCAAUAGCAACCUGAGAGAUUUAUACACCUUCGCCAACGACACUCCAACACAAAUCGAUUAUCUGAUAUCCCAGUAUGGAACCGCCAAGAAGCAGGUGCUCUGUGAUCUAGACAAUAUAGGUCAGUUGUUGGCAGGAAGAAUACAUGAGGAACUGGGCAAAGUAGUGUUUCCUGUCCUGGAUGAAGCACUAAACAUGGCUGGAGUGAUGAAGGAAACAAAGGAGGCUCUGGACACUGUGAAUACAACAUUAGUGACUCUGCAGACGGGCACGAUGAAACUGCAGACUAACCUGAGCAUGGUGCGAAUGGGCAUCACGAACGCUCUCGAUGACCCGGUCUGCACUGAUACACUCUCGCCUGCUUCUCACGUUUGCCUUAACAUCCAUAACUCUCUUAGCCAACUCGAGAUCAGUGCCAACUACUCAAGGCUGUCUGGUGUAUCUAAGCAGUUGAGUAAAGUGAAUGACGUUCUAAAGAUCAACCUAAGCCAACUACUUCACAAGGGUCUUUUGGCUUUUAAUGACACCCCGGCUAUAGUAACAAACCAGACCAGAAAUGUAGCAGAAGGAGUGCGAGGUUUAUUGAAUAACAUCGGCAACAACAUCACCAGGUUCUCCAGGUUGUUCCCGAUUCAGGCUACUGUCAACAACUUUACAAUUUUUAUCAGUCACACACACUCACGCAUCGAGGACAUGUACCCAGAGAUUGACCAAAUGGACUUCUACAGGUGGGUCGGUUGCAUCACUCUGUGCUGUAUGGUGGCACUUAUAUUGGCCUUCAACUUCCUGGGGCUUUUAUGUGGAAUUUUGGGAUUUGACAGACAUGCCUCUCCGACCACUCGUGGCUGUGUGUCCAACACUGGAGGGAACCUGCUCAUGGCUGGUGUAGGUUUUAGUUUCCUGUUUUGUUGGGUGCUAAUGGGAGCAGUGACGGUCACAUUUUUGGUGGGUGGAAAUCUGGAGAAACUGGUGUGUGAACCUUUCCACUCCAGGCAGCUGUUUAAGGUGUUGGACACUCCAAAUCUGGUGCACCCAUCAUGGAAGAACUUCAUCCCUGGCUACCUGUACAAUGAUCCAAAUUUGGACCUUACUGUGGACAACCUUUACAGUAACUGUAAGGAGAACAGAGGGAUUCAUUCUGCCCUUCACCUGGAUAAAGUGUUUAACAUCUCAGCCCUGCUUAACACCAGCUUGUACACCAAGGAUGUGUCUCGCAAGUUUGAAAAUGUGAAGGUGGAUUUGAAAACCAUCACCUUGCUGGAGUCUGAGGGCAAACAGAAUUUUAUCAGCUUCACCAAGACUGAACUCACAGACAUAGACUUUGCUGCAUAUAUAGAGGAGCUUAAUAAAGGUGUUACCCGUGUUGACUUGCUGUCAUUCGCUACUGAUCUAGAAACUCAAGCUGAGCAACUGAAAAAACGCUCUGUACAAGAUUCAUUAAAGGCUCAGGCAAACACACUUCGACAGAUCCACAACAAACAGGUUAUCCCAAUUCAACAAUCCAUGAGCGCACUAAACCAAAGCAUCCGCUUUUUGGAGAGGACAGCUUCAAAUCUAUCAAAUAAAGUUUCAUUAAUACUCAGUGCCAUUGAUGCAGCACAGGAUCUUAUUUCUCAGAAUGCAACAUUUACUGUUACUCAGGAAACUGAGAAAUAUAAACAGUCCAUCAUUGGCUACUUCAAACAAUAUGUAGACUGGGUCAAAACAUCGCUGGCGAUGGAGGUGGCCACCUGUAAACCUCUCAGUAACAUUGUGGACACUGCAGAGAUUCUGGCCUGCAGCUUCUUCUUGGACUCAAUGAAUACGUUUUGGUUUGGCUUGGGCUGCUCAACUCUGUUUCUGCUGCCCAGCAUUAUCCUGUCUGUCAGACUGGCCAAGUUCUAUCGCAGGAUGGAAACAGAAGAUGUCUAUGAUGACAUUGACACAAUUCCCAUGAAGAACCUCCCUGCCUAUGAUACUAUGACUCGAUUCCCACGAGCCUCGGCACCCCCUCGCCACAGCGACUGGUGACACCAAUGAAAAGACUUUGUUGAUUCCUCUGCUUCAUUCAAAAAGUGCAACUUGAAACUGGAACUAAAGCUCUACACUACUUUUUACCUGAUCAACUGGAGGACCAGUUCAAAGAAAGGAUGCCAUUUAAAGGAGAUGCCUAGACACACUGCCACAAUCUGGGCUUUAUCUUCAUUCUCUAUUGUAUAUUUUGCACAAAUGUAAACUGUAAGUUAGACCUGCUGAGAAUAUCCUAACUCAUGGAUAUUUUUCUUGAAGACCUUAACGCCUGUAUCACAUCAGAUCCUUACAGAACUGUUCAACCACAAUUUGCAUGAGUACUUGUUUACAGUCACUGAGUGGUCGGGUUUCCUCAGCUUUUACAUUCUGGACAAGUCUCUCAAAAUUUUGGUUCCCUCUGAACCCCUAAGAAUUUUUAAACACAUAAAAAAAACACUAUGCCAUCAAAUGCAGAUGGUCUAUGAGCCAAUAUUCUAUUUAAAAUUUUAUAUACAAACCCCAAUUUCUGUUAAGUUUAGGAUAUUUUGUAAAAUGCAAAAAAAAGAAAAAUCUGUGAUUUGUUAAUUCUCUUUAACCUUUUUUAACUAAUCAAAAUACAAAGAAAUUACAUGUAAUGUUUUGGCUGAUAAACUUGAUUUAUGCCUGC
Trichomycterus rosablanca is the source of this 3425-nucleotide messenger RNA. It is a transcript of the gene prom1a, whose product is annotated as prominin 1a. The record is from RefSeq and is a predicted model, not a curated record. The transcript has 27 exons. Gene Ontology annotation, molecular function: cholesterol binding. Gene Ontology annotation, cellular component: microvillus; cell surface; prominosome. NCBI's taxonomy places the organism in Eukaryota, Metazoa, Chordata, Actinopteri, Siluriformes, Trichomycteridae. Bases 197 to 2779 code for a protein of 860 amino acids.